This is a messenger RNA of Anopheles stephensi (Asian malaria mosquito), 1365 nucleotides long. RefSeq lists its product as uncharacterized. The record is from RefSeq and is a predicted model, not a curated record. NCBI's taxonomy places the organism in Eukaryota, Metazoa, Arthropoda, Insecta, Diptera, Culicidae. The annotation marks the transcript as partial. The transcript has 2 exons.
CCGAAAAUUUGUUCUAAAAAAAUCUCUUCCUGUAUCUUUACGCUUGAAAAAAGAUUAAAGUUUAGCGCUGAGUUGGUGGUUUUUUUCAUUCCUCAUUUUUCUCCAUCUUUUACAUCCACCCCGGAACAGGUCCAGGCAACGCUAGAUCGCAUCCGCGCCAGCAAGAAUCUGCUCAGUCAGCUGCAGUCGGACGAUGCCCUGGAGUCAUACCGUACCGAGGCACGCUCGAAGCUAAGCGAACAGACUGCCCGCAAGCUGGCGGAUAAGCUCGCGAUGGCGAACAGCGAAGAGGACGAUUUCGUCUCCACCGGCAUGACGGCACGCAAGGCACUCAAGAUCCGUGCCAGCACCGAAACGUCCUCGCUGGCCAAAAGCUCCCAGGCACUCAAGUGGAAAGACGAAACGGCCGAAUCGUACGCAAGCAAGCGUGCCAGCGCGACAAAGGCCCGUCUGCAGGACAUCGACCAGGAGAUUGAGGAGUUUGAGGCGAAGCAGGCAGCCCGGGCCCGGCGUAAUGCACAGCUGAAGCAGCUGCUGGCGGAAACGGCCGCCCAGGAUAUUGUGCCGGCCAGCCUUAGUGAGCACUCGGACGGUAUGAAGGUGACGACGGGUGUGUUGAAGGUGAAGACAACGCAGAAGAAGAUGGUCAGCUUUUAAGCCCCGGCGUUUUGAGGGGAGCAAGGGGGAAAAUCCCAACGGAGGGAGGGGAGGGAAAACAGUCCUUAACAGGCACGUGUGUUGUUGAUUUUAGUUUCAAUCUCUUCGCAAUCUCUUGUGUAAUAUUUGUGUAAUACGUACAAGUUGUAGGGCAACCUAGCUGGUAAGAACUUAGUUUUUUAUCCCAAAACAGAAAGGAGGAAAAACAUGGAAGGAAAAAGGCAAUGAGGAAAACUGGUUUAACAAGGUGGGGAAAGUGUAAAGUGGGAAGCGAAAUCGGUCUCCUCUGAUCCGAUACAGCAAACAGGAUGGCUUUUGAUACUGAAAGACAGCAAUAUAUUAGUAGCAGUAGCGCGUACAACAUGCAGCAGGCCGGGCGUGUGGCGCGUGACGAGUGUGCGAGUGCGAGUGUGUGUGUGUGUGAGUGUAUGUAUCGGGUUCUUGUAGCCGUGUCGUGUCUCGCGAAUCUGUUCUGUUCUCGUGUGUGUGUGUGUUUUUUUUAAAUGUACGAAUUUAAAAUGAAAAGUGACGCGGCGGCUGCUUGCCAUCGUGUUGUUUUGCUUUUCCGUUCAUUCGUCCGUUACCGCUGUACUGCUGAUGCUUCCUCUUGAAUCGUUCUACACCGAUGAUGCGUACGAAACCAGUAAAACCCUAAGUUAACCGAUGUGAAAACAUGAUGCAUAAUAAAUGAUGUUUAUUUACUUGUGG